Molecule: messenger RNA, 1351 nt
Organism: Verruconis gallopava
Lineage: Eukaryota; Fungi; Ascomycota; Dothideomycetes; Venturiales; Sympoventuriaceae
Exons: 5
Coding region: 185-1153 (322 amino acids)
Molecular function (GO): feruloyl esterase activity
Source: RefSeq, a predicted model, not a curated record
AAUGCGCUGAGCUAGCCAUGUGAUUCGCUGGUUUAAAAUUGUCUUUCUUGACAAUCUCCAGCACAACCACGAGACUCCUGAGCUGGCACGUGAACCCCAUAGCAAUGUUUCCCUUUUUCUCUUUCUACUCCACCAGCACGUUUCUAGUCAUUAUCGUGAGAAAACAGAUAAAUACAGUCUCGCGAUGUGGUCCUUGAGCUACCUUUUGGCGUCCUCUCUAGCUGUACUCGUGACUCGAGUUUUGGGAGAGCCUGUGGGCGCUGCAACUAGCAGCAACACCGUACCAGGAUGCGGAAGAACAUUACUUCUGAGAGCUAUCGAGGUCAAAAGAACCGUCAGGAAUGAUCGAACAUAUUGGUACCGUCUCCCACUCGACUACGACAAGACCCGGCCCUACCCUGUAGUAUUUGGGUUCCACGGCUCGAGCAAAAUCGGGCUUUCGCUUGAUGGACUUGCCUUUGCGGCAGAUAGCAGACUAUCUGAUCCUAAGUAUAGCAGUGACAAAAUUAUGGUGUAUCCAAACGGAAAGGGAGGUGUUUGGGCUGGUGCAUCAUACUCCAAAACCAGCGUAGAGGAAGACCUGGAAUACAUCACAGAUGUUCUGACAGACCUCAAUAAUACCAUGUGCGUCGAUCCAAAUCGCAUCUACGCCACAGGUCACUCAAACGGCGCUGGGUUUCUGGACAGCAUUGCGUGUAGCUCAACUAGCGACUACUUUGCAGCGUUUGCGCCAGCUUCUGGAUCAUUCUACACCGACAACAGUCCCAGUAGUCCUUGCAGUCCUGCCAGGCUUCCUGUACCUAUGCUUGAGUUUCAUGGAGGCGCAGAUACAACCGUCAACUAUACUGGCGGUCAAGGAGAAGGCGGGAUAGAGCCUGCGAUACCUGAUUGGUUGAGUUGGUGGGCAAGACGGAAUCGAUGUUCCACGGAAAACCCUCAGGUUGAUAGUUUCGGCGGCAAAGUUCAUUUUCGCUCUUGGAACUGCUCUGGAAAGCCCAACUUACUACAGCACUACAAGGUCGAUGACAUGGGUCAUGUUUGGCCAUCGACUGAGAUCAACUUUUCAAGCCUUGCGGACGGCAAGCCCCCUACCUAUAUCGAAGCAAGUCAGAUAGUAAUCGACUUUUUUAGUAAGUGGACCAGAUAUGGAUAGACGUCUUAUAACGCAAAACCAUCGUUAGCUUGGGGUAGCUCUUUUCUCGUUCAGCAGCAUUUUGAGUGCCAACUCACCCUCGUGACGCUGAGAAACUUUUGAUUAUCUAUGCGAAGGAGCUAAUCGGGAAUGUUGUGGGACAUGAUAUCAGCCUACAAGCGGAAUGAUUUGUUACGCUCUAGAUAAGCUUAGUAGAAC